UAUAGGCGUCGUGUCGAGUGCAUCAUCAGGUCUCGUCGGUGUUUUGUUUGUGAGUUUAGUAGCAGCCUCACUCACCCCUUCCCGUUGGACGAGGAUGUAUCCAACGAUUCGCAGCCGAGCCUUAGCACUUGCAUACUUCUCCUUCCUCGUGUUGGCUUCAGAUGGCGCUUCUUUGUACGAGUUCCCGCAGUACAUGGCCAUAGACACUCAGUCGUCGGAGCGCGUUCAGGCAGGCACACAGACGUUGGCCCAGCUCAUGGGUCUUCCGCCCACCGCCACCGCCACCAAACCCGGCCAGGAGUUCCGCGGCGCCCCCGUCAUGAGCGACAGCAGCAACAGCCGGCUGGUUGUGCCCGGAGGCCCCCCAGCCGUACCUCCUGCUGCGUACGUGCCCCAUCGCUACGCCGUGCUGUCUCCUGACGACCGCUACGUGAGAGAUUUCUUCCUUCACGCACAGUCACCAGCCGCUGCGGUCGACUUCGAAGACGGAGACUUAAAAGGCCUCAACGCCAUCCUGAAGGGCUUGUACCGACAGGACCCCAGCACCGCAGCGCGUGGGUCAACGAGAGGUAAUGACUGGGACAUCCUGCAGAAUCUACAGCCACAUAUGAAACCGAAUCGCCUGUCCUCCCCGCAGCUUCAGCAACCACAGAGUCGCUUCUUCUCCUCCAGCGUAGACGCAGACGAACCGAGGGUCGCCGUGAAGAGGUGGUGGGGAGGAUAUCACAGGCCGAGGCAACAGAAAGACCGCAGAGCAUCACAGAGUAAGCACUACGACUGCCUCAAAUCAUGCAUCAAGGAAGGCAAACUGCAUCCCAUACAGUGCCACACCCUCUGCUAAACCCGAGGCUGAGGACACAGGAAGAAGAAGAAUGAAGUGAAGCUAACUGAAGCGAGCUGAAGCGAGUGUGAGAGAGCGAGUCCUUGACAUUCUGUGUAUGGAGGAGAGAAAGAGAUACGACGCGUUUAUCACCUUUGUUUUUUUUUUCUCUCUCUCUCUUUUAUUCUCUCUGAUUCUCUUAUUCCCUACCCUUAUUCUAAACACAAAGAGGAUGGCUUUCAGAUACUCCAGAAUCUACGAGAAACUAAAUGAAGGUAUCUUGCUACAUCCACGGAGUCGAUCUGCCGCCGUCUCUUCGCAACGGUUGGCGGGAGGGUAAUAUUGAAUAAAAAAAUAGAAAUGUUAGAUAUAGAAGAAAAAAAAAGAGAGGAACCUGUGAGGAUAAGAAAAACAAAAAUGGAUCUAUUUAUCUAUUAAUAUAUAUAUUUAUUUUUCAUUCUCUUUUCAUGGAGAAAGUUUUAUCACGUAUUGAUGAACAGAAAUAUAUAUAUAUAUAUAAUAUCCUGUUUAUUCUUCUGUUUAUGGAAUUAUCUCGAAAAAAAGGAAAUAACCACUGUUUGUUUUAAUCCAUAUUCGUGCAUAUCUAGAAAAAAAUGACUCAGAUAUAAAUAUAAACAAAAUAGGGAAUAUGUCGGAGCUUUGUUUACAGUGAGAAGGAAAGGAGGCUGAUUCCUUCUGACUGUAAACAACACAGAUUAUAUGUUCAUUUAUAUAAUGACAUGUAAAUACCUCUGUAAUACUUUCGUCAUCUUGUCGUUCAAGGAGAAUCCGUGUAGUCAACAGGUUUCUUCAUAUUCUGCUCUGCUAUCAUCAUUAAAUUUUA
Molecule: messenger RNA, 1664 nt
Organism: Penaeus indicus
Lineage: Eukaryota; Metazoa; Arthropoda; Malacostraca; Decapoda; Penaeidae
Exons: 7
Coding region: 95-841 (248 amino acids)
Source: RefSeq, a predicted model, not a curated record